This is a messenger RNA of Ostreobium quekettii, 1317 nucleotides long. The record is from the annotation of a GenBank genome assembly. Lineage: Eukaryota; Viridiplantae; Chlorophyta; Ulvophyceae; Bryopsidales; Ostreobiaceae.
AUGAGCCCCGCCUUGUUCGCAUCCCGCCAGGGGCCAUCCUGCGGCCCCAUGCUGUCCGACAGCCCGCGCUCAAGCGUGGCCGCGCCGUUCCUGCCGGCGCGGCCCGCCAUUGCCGGUCGGAUCGCCCACCGCGGGGUGGGCUGCCCGCUGAUGCAGCGCCAGGGGCAGCGCCUGGCCGUGGCGACGGUGGAGCCGUCGACGGCCAGCCCCGAGGAGGCGCAGAGGCUUAAGGACCUGGCGAUGGAGACCGGGUACCUAAAGAUCGGCCGGGAGUUCCCCAAGGGCGUGACCCUGUCCGACAUCGUGAAGACGCUACCAGAGGAGGUCAUGAAGCUGGACCACGGCAAGGCGUGGCGCGCCGUGGCCCUGACCUCGGCGGCCGUGGCCGGAUCCAUGGGGCUGAUUGCGAUCGCGCCGUGGUACCUGCUGCCCUUUGCGUGGUUCCUGGCGGGGACCGCGGCGACGGGCAUGUUCGUCAUCGGACACGACUGCGGUCACAGGUCGUUCCACGAGAACAAGGUGGUGGAGGACGUCGUGGGGACGGUCAUGAUGAUGCCCCUGAUAUAUCCCUUCGAGCCCUGGCGGAUCAAGCACAACGCCCACCAUGCGCACACCAACAAGCUGGAGGAGGACACGGCGUGGCACCCGAUCCGCCCGGGCCAGUUUGAGGCGGCACCGAAGACGUUCCAGUGGGCCUUGCGCCUCUUCCUGGGCUCCCCCCUGAAGUGCUUCACGUCCAUCGCGCACUGGGCCAUGUGGCAUUUCGACAUCAACCUGUACACCGAGAAGCAGAGGCCAAGGGUGCUGAUCAGCUGGGCGGCGGUGGCGGCCUUCGUUGCCUUCGGCUUCCCUGCGAUCAUCGCCAACCUUGGCUUGGGGGGCUUUGUCAAGUUCUGGCUCGUGCCCUGGCUGGGCUACCAUUUCUGGAUGAGCACCUUCACAGUGGUGCACCACACAGCGCCGCACAUACCCUUCAAGGACGCCAAGGACUGGAACGCGGCCGAGUCGCAGCUGGCGGGCUCCGUGCACUGCAACUACCCUGGGUGGGUGGACACGCUCACCCAUGACAUAGCCUGGCACGUGCCGCACCACGUCUGUGCCAAGAUCCCUUGGUACAACCUCAGGGCAGCAACGGAGUCCUUGAGGGAGAACUGGGGAGAGUACAUGACCGAGUGCAACUUCAACUGGAAGAUGAUGAAGACGAUCUUCACCGAGCUACACAUAUAUGACAAGGAGAAGAACUACAUCCCAAUGGACCAUGCAAAGCCAGAGAAAUUCUUUACCGCGCAGAGGAAAAUCCUCCCGGACAGUGUUUAG